Mercenaria mercenaria is the source of this 4164-nucleotide messenger RNA. RefSeq names its product protein kinase C and casein kinase substrate in neurons protein 2-like. Gene Ontology annotation, biological process: cytoskeleton organization; plasma membrane tubulation; regulation of endocytosis. The transcript is spliced from 12 exons. The coding region runs from base 100 to 1773 and encodes 557 amino acids. The record is from RefSeq and is a predicted model, not a curated record. Gene Ontology annotation, cellular component: endosome; plasma membrane; cytoplasm. Gene Ontology annotation, molecular function: DNA binding; protein binding; phospholipid binding. NCBI's taxonomy places the organism in Eukaryota, Metazoa, Mollusca, Bivalvia, Venerida, Veneridae.
AGAUUUGUAAGUACAGUUUUCAUCUAUUUGGAGAGUUAUUCAUAUAUGUUAACUGAAUAUUGAUUAGUAUCGUUUUUAAGACUGGAUUAUAACAUAAUUAUGGCAUCUAUUAUCAGAAGACUGUCAAAUGCUGAACGAGGUAAAGUUGCUCGAGUAUCUCAGGAACCUUCAUCAGAUACUGGCGUGAUUAGCGAAAUGUCGAUAAACAACGGGGACGAGCCUGUACAGGCGUCCAGUGACAGCUUCUGGGAAGUGGGAAAAUAUGCUAGAACUGUGACCAGAAUUGACAAUGGAUAUAAACUUUGUAGUAGUUUAAAACAGUUAAUUACCUCACGAGCUGAGAUUGAAAAAGCUUAUGCUAAACAAUUAUCACAGUGGUCAAAAAAAUGGAAUGAUUUCUUGGAUAAAGGUCCAGAGUAUGGUACAACACAAGGCGCAUGGCGGGGAGUGCUGGAAGAAUCAGACAAACUUGCUGAUUUACACACCGAGGUUGGCGACAAACUGGUCAACAACGUUACAACAUCAAUCAAACAAUGGCAAAAGGAAAACUAUCACAAGUCCAUGAUGCACUUCAAGGAAACAAAAGAACUUGACGAUCAGUUCAAAAAGGUACAAAAACCGUGGGAGAAGAAGUUGAACAAAGUGCUAACAGCAAAGAAAGAUUACCAUGCAGCAUGUAGAAAUGAGAAGAGUACAGCAAAUCAGGAAAAUAACGCACGGGCUGACACUGCCAUGUCAUCAGAUCAGAUUGAGUCGGGCACGGCUUCACCACGGUUAAAGAAGUUGCAAGAGAAGUUGAAAAAAUGUCAGAUAGAGGUAGAAUCAACUCAGGAGAAAUACAACGCCUGCUUGAAUGAUCUGAAUGGAUAUAACUCAAAAUAUAUAGAAGAUAUGACUGAGGUGUUUGAAAAAUGUCAAGCUUUUGAGAGACAAAGAAUAGAUUUUUUCAAGAAGAUAAUGUUUGAUAUUCAUCAAUGUUUAGACCUCUCUGUAGAUUCAAGAUAUUCAUCAGUAUACACAACGCUCCAUUCCACAAUAAGUAAUACAGAUGCAGACAAAGAUCUCCGCUGGUGGUCAAACAAUCAUGGUGCUGAUAUGGCUAUGGCUUGGCCAGUAUUUGAGGAGUAUUCACCAGAUUUAAAACCCAUACACGGUAAGGAGAAGAAGUCACAGAUUUCGACAAGCGAGGGUGGCAUCACUAUAACCAGCAUCAAACAGAACCCGGACCACUUUGUUCCGUCAACAUCAUCCACCACGAACAACCGACAAACUAGCCGUACCUCAACUCACUCCCAGCAAUCUCAUUCAUCACAACAGGGCUACAACAACACGGUGGCAGAAACGUCCGAUACAGUGAAUACGAAUGCUUCCAGGCAGGACUCGUAUGACGAGUCGUUAAAUCCGUUUGGCGGUGAAGAAAAAGUAGAUACUGAGGGUGAGAAAGACAAUGCAAAUACGAAUGCUGAAAAUAAAUCUAUAGACAAUGCUCCUGCGCCACCACAGGUAGCGAGCAAUCCUUUUGGUGAUGCAGAAUCCGAUGAUGAGCAUGGAUCGCAAGGGAGUGUACCGACCCAAGGGAGUGGUGGCUGCAUGUCGGUACCGGCAAGGGUGCUGUACGAGUACAAAGCGGAGGAGGAAGAUGAAAUAAGUGCCGGAGCAGGUGAUAUAAUUACCAGACUGUCUGACCAAGAUGAUAUGGGCUGGGUAAAGGCAAUGUGCAAAGAUGGGAGAGAAGGCCUGAUUCCCUUCAGCUAUCUGGAGGAUCUACAAUAAUACAGUAUACAAGGAAGGGAACCAGCAUUUAUCUCAUUAACAUAAUUGCCAAAUAUGGAUGUGUAGUUUUCGUAACACAAGUAUAGCAGUAUACAAACUGUAUGAUGAUAUGUUAAAACACAGUAAACGCACCGAGGUAGACGUUGAAGAUAUUAAAAAAAGUUGUUAUUGUUACACAAAAUUUUAUAUAUAGAUGUAUAUGUAAUAUGUAGAUAUACUAUUGUUAUUGUUAUAUCAUUUUAAAGAAAAAUAUUUUUCUCCCUUGUGCGGGGACAAAAAAUGUAGACAUUCACAAAACAGCCUAUAUUUACUAGAAUAAUGACUGUUAUAGAUUAGCAUCAUUUAUGAAAUCUUUUUUAGGUUCAGAGGUGUGGGGGAAGGGUUUUGUCAGGGAUGCAGUUUUGUAUAGACAUUGUGGCAUAAGUGCUAGGUGCUGACAUAACGGCCUCUAUUUCGAUUCCCUGUCCUAGACUCUUAAAAAAAAAAAUUUUGGUGAAACAGACGGGAAGGUGGUUCCUUAUGCUGACCAGCAAUGGCUGCAUCCAAGGAGGUCCAGAUAGAAAUUAAACAAACAAGACAUGGUCAAAGGAAAGCUUUAUUUCAUUUACCACUGCAGUAUCUAGGUUAUAAUUCAAUUUUGUGUGAAAAGUUCGGAAGUGCAAUGGUAACUGCAGAUGGCAGUGUGAAUGAAAUUAGUAAAAUUUAUUUUCUCUUGCAUUCACUUUGUGAUGUGAAUUAUUAAGUCGGAAGCAUUAUGGGUGUAGUAAAAGUACAUUAACAAUUUUGUUAAAGAUAAAAAUGUGAAAAGUGAUUGUGCUGUAGAACAUGCCCAAUGGUUAUACAUCUGAAUUUGGAGACCAGUCAGAGAACGGUCAAUUUGAAGAUCAGGCCCAGAGUUAUCCAAUCAGAUGCCCAAGUUUUGUGACUGGUUCCAAAACUUGUCUUCAUAGCUUUGGACUAGCUUUUAAAAGGGGCAAGGUAGAACACUAUUGAAAGUAAUUGAAUUGAUUUGUGAAAUUUCUAAUAAAUUUCAACAGAAUGUAAAAAUUGGCUUAGCAUGAAUAUGUUUAAAAUGCUUCAGUGUGGAAGGUAACAAAAUUCUUUUUAAAAAUGCUAGAGAACAAGAGGCAGUUAUCAAAAAAAAGAAACCCUUAAAUAAUGAUCUGUUUUGAAAAAAAAAUACUCAACUGUAUAAAGUGAGCUGUGUAGUGAAAAUAAGCCGAUGAAAAUGUGAAAUAAUCACAUAAUUACAUUUAGAUUGUUCUGAUUUAGUCUUAGAUUUUGCAUAUGACACCAUAUUUGGUAAAAAAUGCUUCUAUGUAAGUAAUUUGAUUACAGUACUGUUUAGAUAAAGGGCAUUACAGAAAUUGUUGUAUAAAAAAAUUGGUAUUUCGUACUCGUGAUGCAUGACAGUCAUCCAGCAAUUUUUAUUUAAGGCGGCAAUUGUGAAUAUUUCAUGAUUUUCAUUGGGUAAAGCUGUGUAUUGCUAAUGGACGUUUAAAAGCUGUACAAAAAUGCAAAAAGGUUUCAUAUAUUAAAAUAUAAAUUUUAUUCCAGUCAGACUGACUAUGGAAUAAAGAUUAUGUAAUUAACAUUAUGUUUCUUUUCGAAUAUAGAUUAUGUAAUUAACAUAAUAUUCCUUUCGGAAUAUAGAUUAUGUAGUUAACAUUAUAUUUCUUCUGGAAAUACAGAUUAUAUUUCUUUUGAUAUACAUUAAUGUAAUAAUGUAGUAAUUGUUCAUUUAUAAAUGUGUAAUAUAUAAACAUUUGAUACUUUUUUUGUACAAAAUAAUGUUACAUAAAUAAUGUUAAUUAGGAAUAGAAUGAAUGUUAAAUGACUUUGGCGGUUCCGUAAGAAUGUCAUAUUUGUAUUUUAAUCUUCGGCCCGCCUAUAAGAAGUUUCAUGCACAAAGUAUUUUGUAUAUUUAUACUGUAUUCAGAGUUUGCUAUAGUUUGUAACAGCUUUUUUAUGACUGAUAUUUUCAGACAAGGGGGAAUUGAUUUUUUGUCCAAAGAAUGUUGCUAAAAAAGAGGGCAUACUAAAGUACAAAAAUAUUUCGUUAUAGUUGAGUUAGGAAUUACCAGUAAUUGAAAUCUUUAAAUUAUGUAGCCAAAAUGUUAUUAUUUGUAACUGUAACUUUAAACUUCCUAAAAUAUCAUUUUACAUAUUACCCAGGUGAAUAUCUGCACGUAAAAUUGUAACUCUUUAGUUAAGAGCCUUUUCAGUUGAAAGGAGAAAAAAAAUGCUGCAAGGUUGAAAGUCACAGAGAAACUAUUACAUACAAUAGUUAAUAUGUAUUCAGAGAUAGGGUGUUGAUGUAUAAUUUGAGCAGUGCCAUGAGAAAACCAACAUAGUGGCUUUGCGACCAGCAUGGAUCCAGACCAGCCUGCG